Naegleria gruberi is the source of this 3812-nucleotide messenger RNA. Its product is annotated as tyrosine kinase. The record is from RefSeq and is a predicted model, not a curated record. The transcript is spliced from 3 exons. The coding region runs from base 1 to 3762 and encodes 1253 amino acids. NCBI's taxonomy places the organism in Eukaryota, Heterolobosea, Eutetramitea, Acrasida, Naegleriidae. Gene Ontology annotation, molecular function: ATP binding; protein kinase activity. Gene Ontology annotation, biological process: protein phosphorylation.
AUGAAUUGGAGGUUCUUUGGACGAGAAGAAAUAGAAAGUUACCAUCACCGAAACACAACUUUCUAUUUCUUAUACGAAAGAACAUCAAGGACGAAACUAGUCUCGGAACAAUUUUUUAGGAUAACGAUAAUAAUGUUACUUUUAUUAAUAUUUAGUAGUUUAAAUAUUGCAAAUGAUGAUUGUUUUUCUACUUUUUCGGAGUUGGAAAUACGACAAUUUGAAAAAUCGAAUUUUGUACAUAAAACGAAACUAAUAGAAACCAUUAGAGAAAGUAAAAAAUUGAAAGGAUCAUCUUCUCUAAAAUACAACACCCCUAGGUACUCUAAAAAUUAUAAACCAACAAGAUUAAAUAGAAUAUUAGACGAAACAAAUUCUAAUUUGGGAUUAAACCGAACGAAUGGAAAUUUUACAAAAGUGAAAACAUGUUUUUCCUAUAUUCCAAUUAGUUUUGAUAUUCAUGUAAAUUUGGAAAAUUAUACAUCAAUUCUUGAUUGUGGAUCAACCACUGAGAAUGCAUGUAAGGACAUGUCAGCUGCCAUGGUUUCAUUAUCCUCAAUUUCUACUAGGGAAGGAAGAAAGGGUGAAUGCUUUGAAAUUUUGUUUAAUAUAAUUCUAAUGACUGAUCUAGCUGAUUUGGAUAGAAGUGGUGGAAGGGCAUGUCUUGCUCGAGUUCCACCCAUUGAUGGAUCGAUUCGGCAAUUUAUUCGAGUUAAUGUGUUAGUGAAGAGUUUUGACAAUGCUUCACCUCGACUCAUUAGAUGCUUUUAUGAUACAGAUGGUUUUAUAACUGAUUCAUCAAGUGUUAUUUCCUAUAUACGGUUUCAUAAUAUGAAGGCAAUUAAUAUGGUUACGCCAUGUAUGGAAGCUUCAAAUGUUGAUUUUUAUCAGGUGAAAAUUUUUAGUAGUAUGGACUAUAGAUUUAGACUUUCUAAUUCGAGAAUUAUUGGAUCGGUUAUUGAGAUGAAUUAUGGAAAUAUUGAAAUGGAAAAUUGUGUAACUGAUUCAGAUAUAAUGAUAAUGGGAGCUGAAAGGGUAUUGUUUAAUAGGACCAAAUUUUCAGCCAAAUUGGAUGUAGAUAGUGCUGGUCCUACUAUAUUAGUUGCACAUGCAGAAAGUGUCGAGUUUUCGUAUUGCCAAUUCGAAUUUUCAAAGAAUUCACAGUUGACAUUGCGAUCUGUCGUUCAGGCAGAUAUUAAUCAUUGCAAUUUUACAUAUGUUCCGUUACGGAAUCAUAUUAGAAAGAAUCCAAAGGAAGAUGCCGGCGACCCAGCCGAACUUUCAGCUAUUAAGGCAAACCUUGUCUUUCGGAUAUUUAUAACCAAAUGUAAUUUUUCUGGAAAGAGAGAGUAUGGAUGGAUAGAUUGGAUUUCAGUGGGAACAGUCAAUUUUGUACGUUCUGCAUUCAUAGACAAUUAUUCAAUGAAUGCAAAAUCAGUGGUUUCUCUCUAUCUGUGUCAGGAGGUCAAAGUGGUUGAUUGCUUUUUUCAACAAAACAAGGCCAAACAUUCAGGUGCUAUACUUAUUGAUUCUUCUGAUGUAGUUGUUGUGAAAAACUCCAGAUUUUUCAACAAUACUUCAUUCAAGAGUGGAGGUAGCAUUUCACUCCUCUCUGUCUCUACAUCUUCAUGCAUUCUAGGAUCACGAUUUAUCAAUAACACAGCAAAAAAUGGAAAUGGAGGAGCCGUAUUAAUGGAUGGAAAUUAUGCAGUUAGAAUUGAAUCGACACUUUUUCAUUCAAAUAAUUCAACACUGGCAGGUGGUGCACUCUAUAUUCGAAAUACUACUUUGGCAGCUAGUUUACUUCUUACUAGUUUUGUAAAUAAUAGAAUUGUUCUAUCACCAGCGGAGGAACAGCGUUUCAAGUCUGGUCAUUUCGUUGAGGGAAGUGGAGGAGCCCUAUCACUAAUCAAUACGCAUGGCUUUAUGACGAAAUCAACAUUUCUACUCAAUUCAGCCCUUAGAGGUGGUGCCUGUUUCACAAAUGGAAAAAAUAUUGGAAUAUACUCUCCUAUGAUGGAAGAGAACUCUGCAUUUAUUGGAGGAGGAAUAUUCAUUGAAGGGUAUGCUUUUAUUGAAAAUAUGCCUGAUGUUCAAUAUAAUAGUGCAGAUCAAUACGGAAAUGAUAUUGCCACCUCAAUAAGGCAAUACAAUCUUUCACUAGAUAGAUUGGAAUUGAAAUCAGAUGACACUUAUGAAUCAAUUUAUGUCUAUCCGGGGCAAGUAGUAUCUGCUUACUUUUCUCAAAUGACUGAUGGUGUAAAUAAUAAUGUACCUGUAUUGUUAGAAAGUGCCAUUAUAGAAAUCAACGAUACUUUAUCGAGCUCAAACUUUGAUGUGCAUGUAAACCAGACCAAUUUUUCGAAUAUUGUUGGAUUUCACAUUUCACUCAAGAAAGAAUCCAUAGAUCUCAAAAAAGAUAAUUAUUUUUUUCUCAAAUUAAGACUCCCAUUUGCAACAACUAAAUUUGUACGUGUUCACUUGGUUCCUUGCAAGGUGGAUUAUAUCAUUAAGGAUGGACUGUGUCAACUUGGUUUUCCCUAUAGUCAGGUCAUACCAGUCAUUGUUGUUGCCUCAAUAUUGGUGAUGAUUAUUGGUAUCGUUAUUGGCUCAUGCACUUGUUCAUUCCUUGCCUUUUCAAUUUGGAGAGUUUACAAAAAGAUCAAGAAAGUCUAUGUUCGAGAAAAAUCAGAGAAGGAAAUCGAAGAAAAACUACUUACCUAUGAUGUCUCGUACUCUGAUUAUGGAUCCCUUCAUUCUGUGGAUAUUGAAAAGAAUGCCAAUUACAUAAUUCCAGCAAAUGAACUGAAAUUUGAAAAGAAAAUUGGAGAAGGUGCCUCAGGAUCUGUCUAUCAAGCCAAAUGGAAUAUGAUGGAUGUUGCUGUGAAAACCAUUGUUCGAAAGGAGGGUAGUAAUGACAUGUUCGAGAAGGAAGUAAUGGUUCUGAUACAACUCAGACAUGUGAAUAUUAUUUCAUUCUAUGGAAUUUGUAUUUCUGAAACUCAAUCCUACAUGGUUGUAGAGUUGGCUCAGAAUGGAAGUAUGGAGAGACUUAUCAAGAAUAUGAAGAAAGGAACUGUCAAGAAGACUUUGAAGGAAAAGCUAAAAAUUCUGAUUGGUAUUGCAAAUGGGAUGAAAUACUUGCAUGGAUUACAACCUAACUAUCUCAUUCACAGAGAUUUAAAACCUGCUAAUAUUAUUCUAGACUAUAAUGAUAAUCCAAAAGUGUGUGACUUUGGAUUAUCUAGAACAGUCUCAAAUCAUACCUUGACAACAUCAUUAACUGCAAAUAUUGGAACAUUAUUAUACAUGUGUCCUGAAUUAAUUCUUGAAGAAGAUAAUGAACAGACCUCAUCCGCACUUUCCAAAGAGAAUGCCAAGAAAAUUGAUGUCUAUGCAUAUGCAAUAAUAAUGUGGGAACUCUUCUUUGAGGAAACCCCUUAUUGGAAUGAUACAUGUGAAAAGAUUAAUUAUUUCAAUCAUGUGAGUUUGGAUCAAAAGAAAAUCAAGGCCUUCAACUUGCUCUUCUUUGUAGCUAAUCAAGAAAAACGACCAAUCAUACCAUUCGUUGAUUGGAAUGAAAUGACCACAUGGUGUGAAAAGUUUCUACGAGAAAUGAAUCCUCGUAAUGCUCAUCAACUCCUCUCCGCAGUCGAUGGUUAUGUUAAUAUUAUGAAAAUGAGUUGGGCCACCGAACCAAGUGCAAGACCAUCCUUUGAAAUUAUCAUGAACAUGUUAACUGAUUUGUAUGAAAUGGAUUUUUAAAUUCUCAUCACUAUGAUGUCAUCAAUAUAAAUUUAAAUAAUUCCUUCGUU